Messenger RNA from Paramuricea clavata, 3027 nucleotides. The record is from the annotation of a GenBank genome assembly. NCBI's taxonomy places the organism in Eukaryota, Metazoa, Cnidaria, Anthozoa, Malacalcyonacea, Plexauridae.
GAGGCGUGGAAAGUCAGGGCUGAAGAAUCAAAAGAGAUCGAGAAGAGAGAGAAUUGUAAGUUUUCUGUUGAAAUGUUUUUCCAUGCUGUAUUCCACAAUGAACUUAAUAGUAUUCUGGCAGGUCAGCCAAUUAUUAAAUUGUUAAACUAAUGAAUUUCAGAAUGGAGAAAGAAAGGAUCGAAGCAGAACGUCUUCAUAACAUGACGGAAGAAGAAAGAUUAUUUGAAUUGAGAAAUAAUCCCAAAGUCGUUGUCAACAAGAUGCCAAAAGGAAAAUACAAAUUCCUGCAGAAAUAUUACCAUCGUGGAGCAUUCUUUCUCGUAAGUACAACUAUGGAUUGGUAAACUUUAACCCAUUAAGGUCAGGGGGUAUGGUUAAGGGUUACAACUAUAAAAAAAUUCAAACAUGAGAAAAUUUUAGCAAUUGUUGAUCAUUUUCACAAACAAUAUGAAAUAAUUGUGUUUCAGAAUGAAGAUGAUCAAGUUUACAGACGUGAUAUCACCAACCCAACGUUGGAAGAUCAUUUUGAUAAGACAGUUUUACCCAAAGUCAUGCAGGUCAAGAAUUUUGGAAGAUCUGGUCGAACCAAAUAUACUCACUUGGUGGACCAAGAUACAACUUCGGUAAUUAUGAUAAUUUCAUGUGUGAAAACAUUGCUUCAGAGAAUACCACGGGUUUUCUCUGCGUUCUGCAGGUUUCUCCUGUAGUAACACUGGAUCAAUAAGAGAUGAUCCUUACUGGACCUCUAGGAAGAACAGUUUAGAACUGAUAGAGCUAUCCAGUAUAAAUAAAGUUAGUUUAGUUUAGGUUUCCUCCUGUAGUAACACUGGAUCAAUAAGAGAUGAUCCUUACUGGACCUCUAGGAAGAACAGUUUAGAACUGAUAGAGGUAUCCAGUAUAAAUAAAGUUAGUGUAGUUUAGGUUUCCUCCUGUAGUAACACUGGAUCAAUAAGAGAUGAUCCUUACUGGACCUCUAGGAAGAACAGUUUAGAAUUGAUAAAGCUAUCCAGUAUAAAUAAAGUUAGUUUAGUUUAGGUUUCCUCCUGUAGUAACACUGGAUCAAUUUGAGAUGAUCCUUACUGGACCUCUAGGGAGAACAGUUUAGAACUGAUAGAGCUAUCCAGUAUAAAUAAAGUUAGUUUAAAUAUUGUUAUGUUUUAUUUCUAGUUCGAGUCACCAUGGGCCCAGGAGAGCACGCUAAAUCUCAAGUUUCAAGCGACUCAUUCAGCAGCAACGAAACAAGUUUUCGAGAAACCAUCGAAACAAAGAAAAUGAUUGCAAACCAAGUUUGAGCUUUACAAUUUUUAUUUCUCCCGAGUGCUUGUCCAGGGAUUACUCGCGGGUGGUACUAUAUAUACGGGCACGCGGGCUGGACAUAUCAGGAAUCCCUGAUCCAGUUCACCAUAUAGAGAUCAUGCAAAACAUUGACGUGAUAUGUCGUUAGAACUAUACUAGAAACUGACACUCAAAUAGAAUUGGCAAUUCCAGCUUUUAGUUUACAGGUAUGCGUGCAGGGGACAUAUCACAUUGCUGAUUAUGCUGAAAAAAUUAAAAUGGUGGCCGUGUAAACACGGAGUGACAGCUUAUACUUGUAAAUAUUGAAAUAUUUCGGUUGUUUCGGUAGUUUUUAUUGACAUUUUUCAGCAUAAUCAGCAAUAUGAUACCUUACUUCCCAUCAUCCCCUGCAGGCAUAAACUAAAAGCUGGAAUUGCCUAUUGAUUCAAAUUCCAAUCUUUAAUUGCAGUGUUUUCCACAAAGCGAAGCAAUUUUAUUUAUCCAAACCGCAAGGAAAUUACAAAAAACAUAUCUUAAGGCGUAUGCUUAAUUUAUCACCAUUUUCAAAUGACCAGCUUGCAACGUUUAAGACGUCAUUUCUUUAAAUGGUCAAGGAAACAAAUAUGGCGAAUAUUCAUGAGACGGUCUUUGCUCUAAAAUUCGAAAGAUCUAGUUCAAAUUCCAGCGGUGAUUUUAUAAGCUUUGUUUGCAUAGCACCGUUACAUCAGCUUUUAUUGUCAGGGAAAAUGUGCGAUUACAAGUUCUGUGGAAAUUUUUUAAAUUAUUGAAUAUUGCUGCGUUGUUCCAUUAAAAUAGAAAAUCUAUUCAUUUAGUUGAUUUCGGUCAGAGAAUAAGUCAAAUACUUAUAAGUCAAAUACAGCAAACAAAGGAGUCUAUGAGAGAAACAGAACUUGUAUUUUGAGGUAGUUUAUUUCACAGCUAUCUUGUUAUUGUCGCUAUCUACACUGACACCGAGACCUUCGAGUCUACGAUAAUUAGAUAGCUGUGGAGAAGCAGAACUUGUAUUUUCAGGUAGUUCAUUUUCACAGCUAUCUUGUUAUCGUCGCUUUCUACACUGACACCGAGGCCUUCAAGUCUAUGAUAAUUAGAUAGUUGUGGAGAAAAGCAGAACUUGUAUUUUGAGGUAGUUCAUUUCACAGCUAUCUUGUUAUCGUCGCUUUCUAUACUGACACCGAGGCCUUCGAGUGUAUGAUAAUUAGAUAGUUGUGGAGAGAAGAACUUGUAUUUUGAGGUAGUUUAUUUCACAGCUAUCUUGUUAUCGUCGCUAUCUACACUGGCACCGAGACUUUCGAGUCUAUGAUAAUUGCUUACAUCAUCUUGCAAUGAAGGAUAUUAUUAUUUGAGAAUUACUUGCUGAUAUAUAGCUACUGUAUACGAAGAAAAUUAAUGUGCUGAACUAACUUUGGCUUCAAUUCUUGUCAUAUGUCAAGGGUAUACGUAUAUUCAAUAUUCACGAGCCGUUAUCAACCAAAAUAAUGUUUAUUUUACGAGAAUGUAGAAAUUCGUAAUUGCAGAUAAAUUAUUAGGGAUUAAGUCUGCUGGUUGUAAUUAGUGCUUUCUAAUUAGGUAAUUAUGACUAAUUAUAUACAUCAUCGUAGGUUUACAUCAUUUCCCAGUAAAGUUUCAUAUAUUUUACCAGUAUUUCGCAAGUGUAUCAAUUUCCAAAAUUAAUUAAUCUUUUAUUGGCAAUUUAGCGAAGUUAAUUAGAAUAAAUUGCCUUGCGCUAGGUGA